AUGGCGACGACAAACAGACGUUUGGACGAGCCGUCUGCUCUUCCAGAAUCUACGCCGAACCCGAUUCCCUCCUCUUCACCUGCCUUUGCGACGCCCGCACAUCCCAUCCUCCCCCGUCGAACAGCGCCGAUUCCCGCGCCGCCCGCUUUGAAGGCUGCUCCCCCGAAGCCUACAAUUCUUCCUAUACUGCUUCCGCCGGCGACUCUACGGCCACUUGCAUUCCGGACCUUUACGAAAAAGCAUAAUCUCACCCUCACCUCCUCUGCGCUUCAAGCUCUUGCAACCUUUAUUGGACGGCACUGUGGGUCGGGAUGGCGAGAAGAAGGCCUUGCAGAGCGCGUUUUAGAAGAGGUAGCAAAGAGCUGGAAGAAGGGCGGCGGACAAGUAAUCGUCGAUGGUGACGGGGCCGCUCUAAAGGCGAUUCUGAAAGCCAUUGAAGGGUCCAUGAGUGGUGGAAGGAUAGUACAGAGCAGCCAUUCCGCGCUGAGCAGGCAAGGAAGUUUAGUAUUUGGGCCGGAUGUCAAUGUGGAAGAUAGUGCGGCGACAAGACCACCGUUGGGACAUAAUGAGAGCUUUGGAAUAUCCCGGCUUGAAGUCGAGGACCCUCAGGAGGAAGAAGAGGCAUACAAGGACGCUCGCGACUGGAUACAAGUUGUAGGGGCAUUUGAGCAGCCAAGAUUAGUCUACAGUGUUAACAAGAAACACUUUGAGAAAAGCACCAGCACGCCAUCCCUCUUCCCUCAACCCUCGCACAAGACAGACCUCUUUCGACACCAUUUUCAUAUUGUUCACCAACGCAUACUACGAAAUGAUACGUUUCAAGCGCCUUCUUUCUCAGCGAAUAGAUCCGCGUCGUUGGCCCGUACGUCGUCACUGUCGACCUCGCAAACCACCACUAUAACCCCCAUUGCCAAUCUGCUAGGCCGUACCGGUAGUACUCACCUCCUGUUAGGUCUUCUUACAGUGUCUCCAACAGGGACGCUUGCCCUCUCAGACCUUACAGGUUCAAUAGCCUUAGACCUUCAACAUGCUCGUCCAAUCCCAGAAGACGGUACCUACUUCGCCCCUGGCAUGAUUGUCCUCGUAGACGGCACCUACGAAGAAGACUACAGCAACCCAACUUCAAAUUCGGCUCUGGGUAACACCGGCGGCAUAGGAGGCAACAUUGGCGGUAAAUUCAUCGGCUUUUCAGUAGGCCAUCCACCCUGCGAGCGGCGUUCUACAACCCUCGGCAGUACCUCUGAUCAAGAUGCAAACCAAGCUUCAACCACCACUGGCCCAGCUUUCGGUUGGACAGAUUUCCUUGGACUGGGCUCAGAACGCGCAACAGGAGCACGCAUGUCCCGUCUCGCCAACCGUCUAUUGCCCACAACAUCCACCCACAAUAUCGCAAUAGCGUCAGACCUCCACCUAGACGUCCCGAGCACGCUCUCGUCCCUCCGCACCCUGUUGAAAACUUAUACGCCUCACCCGACCGAUACUCAUCCAAACUAUCCCCUAGCCAUCGUCCUCAUGGGCAACUUUUCCUCUCGCGCAUCGUUAGCAGGCGUCCCCGGCGCAGGGUCCAUAGAGUACAAAGAGCACUUUGACGCGCUCGCAGCCGUGCUGGCAGAGUUUCCAGAGCUAAUCGCUCAUACCACUCUCGUCUUAGUUCCAGGCGAUAACGACGCCUGGCCCUCCGCCUUCUCUGCUGGCGCCUCGGCCCCCUUGCCAAGGAAAGCCGUCCCCACUAUCUUCACAAGCAGGAUACGGAGGGUCGUCGCUGAGGCAAAUCGCGAAAUCUGGGGAACUGGCGGUGCAAAGACGGGCGAAAAGUGGAAAGAGGGGAAGCGGAAAGAAGGCGAGGUCGUGUGGACCACCAACCCAAGUCGAUUGAGCUGGUUCGGCGUCAAAGGCGAGAUGGUGCUCUUCAGAGACGAUGUCCUAGGUAGGCUCAGCAGAACAGCCAUUCGAUUCGGGAAUGCCAAAGAGCAAGAGGAGCAAGUUGCGUCGCCGACAGCAGAGCCUGGGGAAGAUGAUACGCAGCCCAUGGACCUCGAUCCGCCUAUACUGAGGGAUCAACUAGAGCCACUGGAUCCGGAUACGCUCACCGCUCGCGCUUUGACCCGCACGCUACUAUCGCAGUCACAUCUCUCGCCGUUCCCGUUAUCGACGAGGCCGCUGCACUGGGACUAUGCGAGCGCGCUAAGCCUGUAUCCGCUCCCGAGUGCGCUUGUAGUAGCUGAUAAAGAGGCUCCAGCUUUUGUGGUUAAGUAUAGCGGGUGUACUGUGAUGAAUCCUGGUCCGAUUAGCGAGGAAGUUGGCAGAGGGAGAGGACACGGGAAGGCUAGGUGGGUGGAGUUUGAUGUUGGGAGCGGGAGAGGGUUAGCCAGGAAUGAGGGAUAGAUGAGUACGUUGCCGGCUAUCUAGGACUCUCCGCAGGAGUCAGGAGUCUGGGCUUAUUCGGUGUGAAAGAGGACCUGUACUAGGUGGCGCAUAUGACGGCAUUUAGGAAUGAUAUGGCGAUGAUGAGAGGGGUUCAAUGUGAGUGUAAUGAUGUGUUGGACUGAGACUUCAACAGAUAUCUUCCGCAGGAUGAACCAGGUAUCAUGAAGGUAAUAAUAGCUAGGCCUAUUAUCUAUAAGCGUCCCGUAGGCUAUAGAGGGCACCGCGCCUUAUCUUUCCUACAGGGGUGAUUUGUACAGAGGAUAAUGCAGCCAAUUAUAGAUUUGGAUGAAGAU
Mytilinidion resinicola is the source of this 2720-nucleotide messenger RNA. RefSeq lists its product as uncharacterized. The record is from RefSeq and is a predicted model, not a curated record. Lineage: Eukaryota; Fungi; Ascomycota; Dothideomycetes; Mytilinidiales; Mytilinidiaceae. Gene Ontology annotation, molecular function: DNA binding. Gene Ontology annotation, biological process: DNA-templated DNA replication; error-prone translesion synthesis. Gene Ontology annotation, cellular component: epsilon DNA polymerase complex. The transcript is spliced from 2 exons. The coding region runs from base 1 to 2385 and encodes 794 amino acids.